AUGUCUGACAACGUAGAUACAUCUCUCUCGAGAAAGGUCAAAGAUAUCGCUGCAGGUUUCAUUGGGGGUGCAACCCAAGUUCUCAUUGGACAACCUGCAGACUUGGUAAAGAUUAGACUUCAAACGUCAACGGUUCCUAAUAUCACAUCGACACAAGUUAUCAAGCAAGUAAUACAGAAUGAAGGUGCGUUAGCUUUCUACAAGGGAACCUUGCCACCUUUGGUAGGUGUCGGAGUUUGUGUAUCCUUACAAUUCUAUGGGUUCCACGAAAUGAAAAGGCAAUUAUUGAAGUAUACCAACCAGAACUCAUUGAAUUUGUGGCCACAGACUUAUAUAGCAGGAGCCUUUGCGGGUUUGGUGAACACACCAGUGACCGCACCAGUAGAACAGUUGAGAAUUUUGUCGCAAUCUUCUACAGCAUCAGUCAAGCCCUCGCUCUUAGAGACAGUCCGUAAAAUAUACAGGACUAAUGGCUUCACGCACGGUAUAUAUAGAGGAUUCAACAUAACGCUACUAAGGGAAGUCCAGGCAUACGGUGUUUGGUUCUUAACUUAUGAGUUUUUGAUCGAGCAAAUCCAAAAGCUGAGAGGUUAUAAGCAACGUCACGACAUCUCUACUCCGGAAUUGCUAGCUGCUGGUGCCACUGCCGGCUGUUCGUUAUGGUUACUGUCUUACCCGAUUGACGUAAUCAAGUCUAACAUCCAAAGUGACAAGUUUGGAAAGGAUUCCAAAUAUAAGGGUAAAAGUUUGCUUGUAGCUAAGGAUAUAUUGAAAAGACAAGGCUGGAGAGGUUUCUGGAAGGGAUUGACUCCCUGCUUGCUUAGAGCUGUCCCAUGCUCUGCAGGUACAUUUGCAAGUGUGGAGUUGGCCUUGAGGUUAAUGGGUUAA
Dujonia railenensis is the source of this 888-nucleotide messenger RNA. The record is from the annotation of a GenBank genome assembly. NCBI's taxonomy places the organism in Eukaryota, Fungi, Ascomycota, Pichiomycetes, Serinales, Debaryomycetaceae.